This is a messenger RNA of Striga asiatica, 967 nucleotides long. Lineage: Eukaryota; Viridiplantae; Streptophyta; Magnoliopsida; Lamiales; Orobanchaceae. The record is from the annotation of a GenBank genome assembly.
AGAGAACAAAGAUAGUUUGUUUAGGUAAGUCAUAUAUAGGUUGUAGUAGAUCUGCGUUCGAGACUCGGUAAUUCUUUCCUCCCCUUUCAUUUUCCUCUCUCGAAUUUUCAUUUCCUCUACCCACUGCUCCUCAUCUCAUGUCGAUGGCCGCCUCUACAGUUCCUGUUUCCUUCGCAGGAGGGAAUCAUACCAAGAACAUCAAUAUUUCAGCUGUAAACCCAGGUGCCUUUGUUAAGUCUCGACAAUUAACAUUUCAAUCCAAGACUCGGUCUCCAUUGUGUGUCCGUGCUCAACAGAAUGACCAAAACAGCGGAAGUGGUGCUCAUUUUGUAGCCGGUUUCGUUUUAGGAGGUGCGGUAUUUGGAACACUUGCAACUGUAUUUGCUCCACAGAUUAGAAGAACACUGCUAAAUGAAAAUGAAGCCGGCUUCAAGAGGGCCACAAAGCCUAUUUACUAUGAUGAUGAAGGUUUAGAGACAACCAGGUAUACACUGAAUGAAAAAAUCCGCCAACUCAACUCCGCUAUUGACAAUGUGGCAUCCCGUUUGAGAGGCGGCAAUAAAUGGCCUCCGGUGCCAGUUGACCCUGAUGCUGAAGAAGCUGUUGUGUAAUAAUGGUUGGCUCAAUUGGUUUGUCCUUCCACCUUUUACAAGUUAGUUUGGUGUUGAACACGUCACUACAUCUAUUUUAUUUGUAACUUGUAAUGCUUUUGGAAAAACCUGAACUUUUUUUUUAUGGUCAUUUGAUUGCUUAGAGAAUCUUCUUUAUGACAUGAAACUUUGAUGGACUUAAUUUUUAUUGGAUGAUCCGUGUGGGGUUUAUUUUUAUUCUCUAUAUGUACGUGGUGUGAGAUACGACUUAUUGAUUCUGGUGAUUCAUGGUUUGGAUUUUCCAAGUCCAGGAUUCUGGUAAUGUUUUUUUGCAGAAAAUUUUAUCAGUAAAAUCAUUUAUUGAGAACNAAAAAAAA